AUGUAUCAUAUAUUAAUCCUUAUAUUAUUAAUAGAAAUUAAAGCAAAUGAAUAUUAUAACUUAAGAGGACAAUUAAUUUUAUCAAAUGAAUCUCCAAGUAAUCAAGUUUUACUAAAACCAGUCGAAUUUAAUAAUGUUACAGAUUCUUUAAAAGUUUUACCUUUUGAAUAUUAUGGCUAUAUUACUAGACUAAGUUAUAGUAAUUUAAAUUCAAGUAUUAUAAGUAAAAGAAUUCAAGAAUUAUAUCCUUUUUUAAUAGGGAAAAAGUGUGGAAAAUUUCAUUGUGUAUUAAUAUAUAAUCCUGACUUAUAUCCUAUAUUAAAUACCGCAGAUUUGGCAUGGUUAUUAUCAUAUUCUACAAUAAGUAGCUAUGUUUCUCCUGAGUUAUUACAAUUUUCUUUUGGACUACCACAAGUUUUAUAUUUUGGAAUAAGUUUAGCUCAAUAUGAAAUAGUGGAAUUACCUGUAAGAACUAUUUCAAAUGGAACAAUUUUUGGUCAGCUCAUCUCUAAUGUAAAUAGUAAAGAUAAAGAUAUAGAUAUACUAUUAUCCUUAUGUGAUGGUGUUUUACAAUAUAUAUGGCCUAAUGUUGCCGUUCCUGUUAUACCAUUUAUGUUAGUUGCACGUAUUCAGUGUAAUAUUAGAAUAAGUAAUAGUAAUAAAUAA
Molecule: messenger RNA, 666 nt
Organism: Cryptosporidium muris RN66
Lineage: Eukaryota; Apicomplexa; Conoidasida; Eucoccidiorida; Cryptosporidiidae
Exons: 6
Coding region: 1-666 (221 amino acids)
Source: RefSeq, a predicted model, not a curated record